This is a messenger RNA of Peniophora sp. CBMAI 1063, 282 nucleotides long. The record is from the annotation of a GenBank genome assembly. NCBI's taxonomy places the organism in Eukaryota, Fungi, Basidiomycota, Agaricomycetes, Russulales, Peniophoraceae.
AUGUCUGCUACUACUGAAGCCCGUCUGCGAGUUGCAAUCUGCGGUGGCGGUAUCGGCGGACUCGCUCUUGCCUGCGCCCUGUCCAAGGUCACAGACAUCACCGUCGAUGUAUAUGAAGCCGCAUCCGAGUUUCAAGAGAUCGGCGCUGGUGUCAUGCUGCGACCUCGCAACCUGCGUUUCCUCACCGAGCUUGGGCUCAUGAACGAGAUAGCUGCUAUCAACGGCCGGUCCAGCGAGAAGAGAGAAAGCGCGGAGCCUGCCAUGGCGUAUUACAGGGCAUAA